Stegostoma tigrinum is the source of this 2959-nucleotide messenger RNA. RefSeq names its product MORN repeat-containing protein 1-like. The transcript is spliced from 14 exons. Lineage: Eukaryota; Metazoa; Chordata; Chondrichthyes; Orectolobiformes; Stegostomatidae. Bases 22 to 1494 code for a protein of 490 amino acids. The record is from RefSeq and is a predicted model, not a curated record.
CAAUGGGUCGCGCUGUUAUUGAUGCCGGGACGCUAUGCGAUGGCGGUAGCACCGGCUCCUGGUCGUUAUGUCGGGGAUGUGAAGCAACAACUGCGGGACGGGUUUGGUCUGUAUAUUUAUCCAAACAGCUUUUAUCAGUAUGAGGGAGAAUGGAAAAACGGGAAAAAACAUGGUAUUGGGAAGUUUCUCAUGAAGGAUGGAAGUUACUAUGAAGGAGAGUUUGUGAAUGGAGAAAUAGAAGGAAAUGGUACCCGUUACUGGGCUUCCUCAGGAAAUGAAUAUUGUGGACAGUUCUCACAGGGAGAGCUCCAUGGAUUUGGAGUGAUGAAGUACUUUGAUGGCGCUCGGUAUGAAGGAGAGUUUCAGUAUGGCAGCCGAACAGGACAUGGAGCGCUGAUAGAUAAAGAGGGCCAAGUGUACCGAGGCUCCUUUCACAACAAUAAGAAACAAGGAGAAGGAGAAAUGCACUAUAAGUAUGGGAGCCACUAUCAAGGAGAUUGGGUCCUGGACCAGCGACAGGGCCAUGGCAUUAUGCAGUAUGCUGAUGAUUCUCUUUAUGAGGGACAGUGGAGAAAUGACCUGUUUAAUGGACAAGGCUCCAUGAUUCAUUGCAGUGGAGUCAUUUAUGAUGGAAUAUGGAUUAAUGGUCAUCCCGCUGCUGAAGCCAGUAAGCUGGUGAUCCUUGGUGAAGAAAUACGGGAGGUGAUGCAAGGCUGUCCUUUCACCAUUGAAGUUCAGCUCCAAAACAACAAAGGCGAGCUAGUGAAAGCUGAAAGUGGGCGAGUGUUGCAGAUCUGGGCAGGAGUCAAGUAUGUUAAGCUCUCCCCAAAUGUCAAUGACACAUUCCUGGAGCUGGAGGAUCUAGAACAGUCCCUUUUUGAAACACCAUUUGGUUACAAUGCCGUCAAUUAUCCCCUGAUGGAAUAUGUGCCAGAACCCGACAAAUUGGUUAACAGUGCUGAAUCAAGUAGAACUGAAAUUACCACAGACAGCUCUAUGAAUGAAAUUAAGAUGGAUUUUCUUCCAAUAACUCAAAGAACACAUGGCUCAUUGCAAGGGUUCCAGUUCUCUCCAGAAGUGGAGAAGGAAUCUUCUGCUCCACCCAAUCAAAGAACAGAAAAUGGUUACGCAGCAUUUUGUAAUAUUGCACUUGCUUUGCCACCAGACAACUAUCGCCCUUUUAUGAUUCUGGAUGAAUUAGAAAAGAAAACAAGCAAGAGGUUGAGCAGCAGAACAACAGCCUCACGGGAGAAGAUAUCUGAGAGCAGAUCUGAAGUAAGUAUCAAAUUGAGUGGAAAAUCAAGGAAGAAGCAGAAUGCCACAAAUCCACAUACUGUGAGACCAGGUGAUUAUAUUAUCAUGGUGAAGGACGUGACAACCCCACCUUUCCUGGGUCACACUCUCCCGCCAGCUUUCAUUCUCCUGAAGGUGAAACCACACAAGCCAAGCAAAAAGGGCAGCAGAAAGGAGCACCACAAAGUAUCCAACAAGUAACGAAAUCCCUGAAGAACAUUACAUCUGAUGAAGUUUGAGCUAUAGCCUUCAUGUAUUAUUUUUGUUUUACACCCUUUAGAUUUACCAUAGCCCCCUUCUUUAAUCUUUCCUUCCUCCACUCCUUCCUCUCUUGAUGCCGUCACUUGAGGUGAUAACUUGGAGCGUGAUUUCAUGUCACACAUUUAUAGCCAUCUAAGAGUGGAGACUCUCAUUCCAUUAGUCUGGGUCAGAGUUGAGUUCUGGUUCUGAGAAGUGAAAGGGAAUAUGCUAAACCACAGUAAACACCCAGUCCCAAAAUAGCCUGCUCUAUAAAUGAGAGCAACAAGUGCACAGAAAGAAAAGUCCCUGCAGAAGCGGAGGUGUCACUUCGGAGCAGUUUUGUACAGAAGUGAAUAGUUGUUUUUGUGUUCUGUUUACUUCAGUUCAUUAAGGUAUAAAUAUUUUUAAAAAUCUCUAUUUAAUAAACCGUGUGUUUGAAUGUUUUCACUUCCUUUAAAACUGCAAAGGGUCUAUAAGCUUCAGAUGCAGCUGGUCGGAGGAAAGUCUUUACGUCUCAUUGAGAGGUUCAUAUUUGUGAAGGAUGGUCAGAUUUGAAGAAAGAUAGGGCAGCAAAUAUUUUCUGAAAACAAUGUAAACAACAUACCAAAGUGACCUGCUUGACCAUCCAUGUUACAGCUUUCCCAAUGUUUUUGUCAGUGUGUAAAUGUGCCAUAUUCAGCAAGAUCAUUCCUUAGCUUAUGCUGAGUUAGCAGAUUUCAGCUGGACUGGUUAUAGUGAAGCUAUCAUUUGCCUCACUGCCUACAGUCAAUUACCGUGCCAUUUAAAUCAUUACUCAUAUGAGGUACCAGGUUGACCUCCAAACUGUAAUACUCUGCUUUUACAGAGAAGUGCUGCACUAUGGAGAAAGAAACGGAGUCACUAGAUUAGCACAAGUACAAUGGACCAAAUGGCCUCCAAUUCUAUGUGAUUAUAGGAAAUGGAAAAACAUUAAGGGGCAUUUUAAAUGUCACCACAGUGCAAGUAUCCAUCUGUUAAGGAUCUACAUUGGCAGCUACUUGUGAUUGGAUUAGUGAAGUCUGGAACACUCCUUUCUGGGUGACUGUCUCUCUUUGGCCUCUAAUAUUUUGAUUUCUCUCUCACUUUUAUUUUUUCUGUGUCUCUGUCCCCAAAUUCUCUUUCCAGUGCUGUAGUGCUUGUAUUCUUUCGGUUUGCUUUAACUAUUAUGCCCGAUGCCUCUCCAUUUUCAGUGUCUGCUGCAAUCUUCAGUUCACCCUUACACCUCUGCUUCAUGAUUGAUAACCACUCUGCUUCCCCCACCUCCCAACAUUGCAACCAUGACUACUCCCCCACCAGCCCAUUCCUGCUCCUCUGUACUCAAUGAUCUUGGGCCACAAUCGUGUCUUUUGUUAAUGUUCAGUUGGAACUUCAGUGUUGCAUCAUUAGUUCAAGAUGUCAUUUAAUUCUG